GGUGACAGACCCUGUGCUGCUUGUGCACUUGCUCCUGACCUGCCCGCCAAGAUGUCCUGCCAGCAGAACCAGCAGCAGUGCCAGCCCCCUCCCAAGUGCACCCCCAAGUGCCCUCCCAAGUGCCCCACCCCAAAAUGCCCCCCAAAGUGUCCCCCCAAGUGCCCUCCAGUCUCUUCCUGCUGCAGUGUCAGCUCUGGGUGUGGGAGCUGCUGCAGCUCUGGAGGUGGUGGCUGCUGUGGCCACAGCUCUGGGGGUGGUGGCUGCUGCCUGAGCCACCACAAGCCCCGCAGGUCCCUUCGCCUCAGACACAGGAGGUCUGACUGCUGCAGCCAGCCCUCUGGGGGCUCCAGCUGCUGUGGAGGUGGCUCCAGCUGCUGUGGAGAGAGCUCCAGCUGCUGUGGAGGGGGCUCCAGCUGCUGCGAAGGGAGCAGUGGUCAGUCCUCUGGAGGCUGCUGCUGAAGUGGAGUCUACCUGACCUCCUCUUCCCCGUGAGCCUUGGAGCGGCAGAGAAGUCCCAGCAAUCUUGAGCUUUGGUCUAGAAGAUUCCUCUAUCUUGUAUCCAGAAAACCACAGACUUUCUAAAACCCAGUUGCUGACCUCCUUCCCCGUAUCUGUGACUGCCCUGGGAAUCCCAAAGCACAGACCCUAUGUCUCUUUCUACCAUAUGUUAUUAUAUUCUGCUGCUUGAAUUGAA
Molecule: messenger RNA, 694 nt
Organism: Phyllostomus hastatus (greater spear-nosed bat)
Lineage: Eukaryota; Metazoa; Chordata; Mammalia; Chiroptera; Phyllostomidae
Product: late cornified envelope protein 1F-like
Exons: 2
Coding region: 52-459 (135 amino acids)
Biological process (GO): epidermis development
Source: RefSeq, a predicted model, not a curated record